AUGAAUGACAACGCUGAAAUCGUUGACCCAACGUUGAUUAAUCCAAACGAUGUACUAUCCCACAGGGGCAAAGGGAAACAUGAAGGAAACCGCAUCCUUCGGGAGACCAUUAUAGCAAGGUCUGCUGAGUUUCAUGCCUCAAGCUUGGAGAGAAAGAAAGAGAUUCUUGACGAGAUCGUAUUGGGCCUCGAUGGCAGAUUCUUGAAAUGGGAUUCGGAACAUCGACGGUACUUUGUGAUGACCAAAGAAGAUGCAGUGAGAAUUGUAAGAAAUAAAUUUUUCUAUUUGAGGAGACCGAGUGCAUACAAAGCUUUUCCAUAUAUUGAGGCACGACCGCCAACUGCAAACUAUGACGACGAGUUGAAUUCUAGAAUGGAAUCAAUGUCUCAGGAUAGUGAAUGGAGUGGAUUUGUGGACCGGACUGAUAUGGACGAGAUGUUUGAUGAUGAGGAGACGGUAGUAGAUGGCAACAAAGCUCUCCGGGACGAAGAUGACGAUUCGGCAAAAGAUAGGCUUAUGGCACUAUUGAACGACGAGGGAGGUGAACAACUCGCGCAAACCAUUCUGUCCAUUGUGAACAGUGUUGACAAAGAAGAAGAAGAAGCCACAUUAUCGAUAUCUAGCAGCAGCGGUAGAUUUGGCUUGGACGAUCAAGCCCAAGAUACGCUAAAGGCAGCAAAAAGAUCCUUGCAGCAGCAGCAACAACAACAACAAGGGAGGCAGACAAAACGUGCUAGACGAAAUGCCCCCAAAACAGCCAAAGAAGGUGAAGAAACUAAGCCAGCAGCCGAAGUCAUCGAAGCUAAAAUGGUGGAGGACGAUGAUGUGCGAUCCGUCACAAGUUCUCGAUCAGAUGCCACUUGUGAAUCAAGGCGCGCCUUCAAUGUCGAAGAUGACAUGCCCAGAAUCAAGAUUGAGGAAAAAAUCAAAAUGGGACGCAAGAAAGCACGCAAGACAGACAGAGAAUACACUGGUACAACCUUGGACGGCAAGCCCCAUGGCAUUGGUUUUAUGACAUACGACAAUGGUAGACUCCUUGGCGGGCACUGGCUACACGGAGUCUUCCAAGGCCAAGGUUUUGCAAUCUAUGAGAAUGAUGAUAAGUGUUUUGGAUCCUUUCUGAAGAACAAGGUUCAUGGUAUUGCGACUUACAUGACAAACUCCACAAAGUACGUCGGUCAAUUUCAUAAGAAACAACGGCAUGGAAAAGGACGAUUUAAUGACGUUCAAAAGGGCACAUUUGAUGGUGACUUUGUGGAUGGUAGGUUCGAAGGCCUCGGUGUGCACACGGGAAUGAAUGGGGCAAUCACGCAAGGACGUUUCGAGAACUGGAAAAUCAAGGAGCACUUUAAUAUCGUGCCAAUGGAUGUUUCCCAUUCCCACGAACCACAAGCGAUGUUGGAACAGCUGAAUAUUAAUCGCUCGCCGGAUGAGUCCGACACGAUUGAAAAGACAGGAGACCAAAUUGUUCUAGAUACGGCAACCGUUCUCACACCAGAACAGAGACUAGAUCAAAAACUGCAGGCAAAGGGCGCUAGGAAUCCAGAGGUUGCUUUGACCUACAACUCAAUUGCAAGGGUCCUUUUGAAAGAUGCAAGGCUCGAAAAGGACCCAGAACUCUAUGAGGCAGCAAUCCGACAAUACCAAAAGGUGCUUCCGAUACAUGGACCAGAACACAUCUCGACUGCAGGAACAUAUGACAACAUUGGGAAUGUGUUGCGCGAACAAGGCAAGUCGGAGGAGGCAAUGAAGCAAUACCAAAAGGGGCUCGAGAUUAAAUUGAAGGUAAAUGGAGCCGAUGAUAUUUCAAUUGCAGAAACACAUGACAAUAUUGGCCAUGUCAUGCGUGAACAAGGCAAGUCCAAGAAGGCAAUGGAACAGUACAAAAAGGGACUUGAGAUCAAAUUGAAGGUACUUGGACAAGAACAUUCUUCUACUGCAGACUCAUAUUUCUGCAUUGGGGGUGUUUCGAGCGAUCAAGACAUGAAUGAAGUUGCACUGGAGAAUUACGAACAAGCGCUGAACAUUUUUAAGAAGGUGAACGGGCCAGAACAUCCAUCCAUUGCAUUGACGCAUCACGAGAUUGCAAACGUCUUGUGCAAUCAAGGCAAGUGGGAGCAUGCCUCCGAGCGAUACUUUAAGGCACUUGUAAUCAAAUUGAAGGCACUGGGACCGGCACAUUACUCAACUGCAACAACAUAUCACUGUAUUGGAAACGUCUUGUGCAAUCAAGGUCGAUACUAUGAAGCCUUGGAACGAUACCAAACCGCGCUCGAGAUCAAAUCGAAGGCAUGUGGACGCGAGCAUUCCUCUACUAUUUCAACGUAUCAAUGUAUUGGGAAUGUCUUGCGCAGUCAAGGGAGGUACGAAGCAGCUAUGCAUCAAUAUGAAAAGGUGCUUAAAAUCCAGUUGAAGGUGUAUGGACCGGAAAAUGCCUCAACUGCAGCAACGUAUCACUCUAUUGGAAACGCCUUGUACAAUCAAGGCCGAUACGAUGAGGCCAUGCAGCAUCACCAACGCUCACUCGAUAUCAAAUCAAAGGUAUAUGGACCGGAACAUCCUGCGACAGCUUCAACAUAUCAGGAGAUUGGAACCAUCUUGAGCAAGCAAGGCAAGACUGGGGAAGCGAUGCGGCAGAUCCAAAAGGGACUCGAUAUUUUCUUGAGGGUCAACGGGUCAGAACAUUCAUCCACUGCAGCAGCGCAUCAAGCAUUUGGAGAAGUUCUUCAGCAACUUGGGAGAAUUGAGGAAUCAAGUGUUCAAUUCGAAAAAGCUCUUUCUAUUUUCCGCAACAACCUUGGAGACAACCACCCUAGAGUCGCCAUGGUCUACAAUUGCAUUGCGAAAGAUUUGGCUCAGACAGGUCACCAAAACAAAGCGGUGGAACUUUUGGAGAAGGCGGUCAAGAUUCAGUUGAAGAAUUCAAGAGAUGACCAUCCUGAUCUCGCCAAGAUCUAUGCCACCAUGUCUGAUAUUUCAAAUACUGAAGAUUGGGAGCGCGAUGGAAACCAAGCAGGUUUUCAAGCUCUUGAUGAUGUCCUAGAAGUCCCAGAAGAGGUACCCAUUCUAGAGGUACCCAUUCUAGAGAACCCGAUCUACCGUCCAUUUGGAAUUUAA
This is a messenger RNA of Cylindrotheca closterium, 3117 nucleotides long. NCBI's taxonomy places the organism in Eukaryota, Bacillariophyta, Bacillariophyceae, Bacillariales, Bacillariaceae. The record is from the annotation of a GenBank genome assembly.